Messenger RNA from Trichoplax adhaerens, 843 nucleotides. RefSeq lists its product as uncharacterized. Gene Ontology annotation, molecular function: choline-phosphate cytidylyltransferase activity; phosphatidylcholine binding. Gene Ontology annotation, biological process: CDP-choline pathway. The coding region runs from base 1 to 843 and encodes 280 amino acids. Lineage: Eukaryota; Metazoa; Placozoa; Uniplacotomia; Trichoplacea; Trichoplacidae. The record is from RefSeq and is a predicted model, not a curated record. The transcript is spliced from 4 exons.
AUGAAUUAUAUUUCAGCGUCAAGGCCGGUAAGAGUAUAUGCCGAUGGAAUUUUUGAUUUAUUUCACAUUGGUCAUAUGAACGCCCUAAGACAAGCAAAGGGUGUUUUUCCAAAUGUCUAUUUACUGGUCGGAGUCUGUAGUGAUGAAUUAACACACAACAUGAAAGGAUUUACCGUCAUGACUGAGAAAGAGCGCUAUGAAUCAUUGGUUCAUUGCCGUUAUGUGGACGAGGUUGUUACGGGUGCGCCGUGGUUGAUUACUCCAGAGUUUAUGGAAGAACAUCAGAUUGACUUUGUAGCCCAUGAUGAUCUUCCAUAUCAAUCCAGCACUUCCAACGAUAUAUAUAAGGAUAUUAAGGCGAUGGGAAGGUUUGUUGCAACUCAACGGACUGAAGGUAUAUCAACGUCCGACUUAAUUACCAGAAUUGUGAGAAACUAUGAUACCUACGUCAGAAGGAAUUUACGUAGAGGUUAUUCUGCGAAAGAUUUAAAUGUUGGUUUUGUAAAGGGAAAGCAAUACGAAAUGCAAAAUACUGUUAGUCAGUUAAGAGAAAAAUUUAAAAACGUUGAAGAUCGAUCACAGCGAUUUAUACAAAGGGUUGAAGGAAGAUCCCAUGAAAUAUGGAAAAAGGUAGAAGAUACAUCUUCAAUUCUUGUCCAAAAAUGGGAUGAAAAAUCACGGGAACUUAUUGGAAACUUUUUAAAAUUUUUUGAACACAAUGGUGGAUUGGUAAGGAUAUCAUUACAUGAUAAUAUUCCUAAGUGCACAUACUCUGUAGUUGCAUGUUAUGCGAGACUGACUUUACAUAUACUACUUUCAGAGGCAAAUUUUCAACGAUGGUAA